AUUGGGCUUUCUUUUGAUAUGAAAGCCAUUAGUAGGAGGAUUGCUAAGGUGAUCCGUGAUAUGCAGAGUCUUGGUACACAGCAGGUCAUUGUCAAUGACGGGUAUAUGCAAUCUUUACAAGAAAGAAAGGGAAAUGCGGCAAACAUUUUCUACCGACAAUGAAAGCUUUCUUGUGGGGGUGGAGGAAAACGUUAAGAAAUUGGUCAUUCAUUUGGUGGAGGAAGAAAGCAGUCAAGUUGUUUCUAUAACCGGGAUGGGCGGUAUUGGUAAAACCACCCUCGCAAGACAAGUUUUUAAUCAUGAGAUUGUAAAGAGUCAUUUUGCUGGACUCGUGUGGGUAUGUGUUUCACAACAGUUUACAAGGAACCAUGUGUGGCAGAUGAUCUUGCGGAAACUAAGGCCAAAAUAUAAAGUGUUAGACAUGCCUGAAGACGAACUUCAAGAAAAAAUCUUUCAGGUAUUGGAAACACAAAAAGCUUUGAUUGUUCUUGAUGAUAUCUGGAAAGAAGAAGAUUGGGACAGAAUAAAACCAUUUUUUCCACGGGUAAAAGGUUGGAAGGUACUACUUACUUCACGCAAUGAGGGUGUCGCGUUACGAGCAGAUCCAAAUUGUUUCACCUUUAAACCAAGCUGCCUAACACUCAAAGAGAGUUGGACAAUUUUUCAAAGGAUAGCAUUUCCUAGAGAAAAGACUAUUGAAUAUAAAGUUGAUGAAGAAAUGGAAGAGGUGGGUAAACAGAUGGUCAAACAUUGUGGAGGUUUACCGUUGGCUGUUAUGGUGUUAGGCGGGAUGUUAGCUGGGCAAUACACAUUGCGUGAGUGGAAAAGGAUAUAUGAGAAUAUUAGAUCUCACAUCGUUGGAGGGACUACGUUCAAUGACAGAAAUAUGAGUUCGGUUUAUCAUGUUUUAUAUCUGAGUUUUGAAGAGCUGCCUAUAUAUCUAAAGCACUGCUUCCUCUAUCUUGCCCAUUUUCCAGAAGAUUAUGUGAUAGAUGUGGGGAAUUUGUCCUACUAUUGGGCUGGAGAAGGAAUACAAAGACCGAGGUAUUAUGAUGGAGCAACAAUUCGAGAGGUGGCAGAUGAAUACGUAAAAGAAUUGGUGAAGAGAAACAUGGUUAUAUCUAAAAGAGAUGUUGGUACUUCAAGAUUUGAAACAUGUCACUUACAUGACAUGAUGAGAGAAGUUUGUCUACUUAAAGCUGAAGAAGAGAACUUCCUAAAAAUUGUUAAUGACACAUCAACUACAAAUUCUAAAUCUCCUUGUAAAUCCCGCCGACUCGCCAUAGAUUGGCAUGAUGAAACAUAUCACCCGGUGGGGGAGAUGAAGAAUCCAAAACUUAGAUCUCUCUUGUUUAUGAAGAAGCUCAAUUGGGUGGAAUCAAGAUUAUGCUUUACAAGGCUACAAUUGAUGAGGGUUUUAGAUCUCUCUAGAGCCCAGUUUGAAGGAGGGAAGUUACCAUCUAGCAUCGGAAAGCUCAUCCAUUUGAGAUAUUUGAGUUUAUAUCAGGCACAAGUUUCUCAUCUACCUUCUUCUAUGCGGAAUCUGAAGUUGUUGCUCUACUUAAACAUAUGUGUACAAGAGAGAUGUUCAGUCUACAUGCCAAAUUUCUUGAAAGAGAUGCGAGAAUUGACAUACCUCUCUCUUCCGUGGAGAAUACAUGAUAAGGUAAAGCUAGAAUUGGGUAAUCUAAACAACUUGGAGACAUUGAUGAAUUUCUCAACAAAGCAUGGGACAAUGAGGAAUCUACAGGGUAUGCCAAGGCUAAGAGCACUCUCUAUCUUUAUCAAAGGCGGGUGUAUUUUGGAAACGCUAUCUUCAUCUCUAAGUGAAUUGAGACACUUGGAAAAUCUUUCUAUAUAUGACUACACGACGUAUGCUCCUAGGAAUGAUGAAGGAUUAGUGUUGGAUUCCGUUCAUCUCAAACAAUUGAAGUUGAGAAUAUAUAUGCCAAGGUUACCUAAUGAGCAACAUUUCCCUUCUCACCUUAGAAACAUAUCUCUAACUGAGUGUUGUCUGGAGGAGGAUCCGAUGCCAAUUCUAGAGAAGCUGCUUCACUUACAUGAGGUAAAAUUAUUGAAUAAAUCUUUCUAUGGGAGGAGAAUGGUUUGCUCGGGCGGUGGGUUUCCUCAGUUGGAGAAGCUAUACUUAUUUGGACUAGAGGAAUGGGAUGAGUGGAUAAUAGAAGAAGGCUCCAUGCCGCUUCUUCAUACUCUGACUAUUCGUAACUGUCAGAAGUUGAAGGAGCUUCCUGAUGGGCUGAGGUUUCUCAUUUCCUUGAAGAAAUUAAAUAUCACCUUAGGUAAUUGGGACUUCAAGAAGAAAUUGUCAAAAGGAGGAGAAGAUUACUACAAAGUCCAACACAUUGCUCUUGUUGUGAUUGUAUAAGACUCUUCAAUUAUAGACAAACAUGUAAUAUAUUCUUUACGCAAUCCAAUCAUCUAAGAAACAAUUUGAUAAAGAGAAAGAAAAUGAGGAUGGCUCGACUUCAUU
Arabidopsis lyrata subsp. lyrata is the source of this 2491-nucleotide messenger RNA. RefSeq names its product probable disease resistance protein At1g59620. The record is from RefSeq and is a predicted model, not a curated record. NCBI's taxonomy places the organism in Eukaryota, Viridiplantae, Streptophyta, Magnoliopsida, Brassicales, Brassicaceae. Gene Ontology annotation, molecular function: ADP binding. Gene Ontology annotation, biological process: defense response to other organism.